CUUCUCUCACAUUCAAUUAAAAAAUUACAGGGGAGAGAGAGACGACGGAAAUUCCAGAGCUGCAAUGGCAGAGAACCACCACGGAGUCGCAUCUCAGUAGCAGCGGGCCACCUUCUCACUACUCUCUGCUUCGUCUUUUUUCCCUUCCUUCCCCACAGCAAUACUUCUUCCCCAAAACUCUCUUCCUUAACGCCAUUAUAAUAGUUUGUCGUUGUAGUUGUUGCAGCUAUUUAGUGGGCACCCAUUAUCCCUUCCCCACCAUUCAACCAGCACAGUCCAUGCGGCCUUCCUUCCUGAUACGCAAUCCAAUUUGCUCUGCUUCACAAUCCGCCAUACCUUUCCCUCCAAAUCUUUCCGCCCAUUAAUCAAUUUCAUUACUGUUCCUCAUCUCCUCGAAUCUCCCGAAACCCGUCCUCGAAUCCGUAGUAUUUAUUGCCCGCCCUUCCUUUCUAGUCAAUUCCCUUCUCAUCUCUCUCUCUGUCGGUCUCUCUCUCAGCUCUUUCGCUUGGUCGUGUGGCCUGUUGCUGUAGUUUCUCUUCUCGGGGAGGAAGAGCCCAUGGCGAUUGCAGCAGCUGUCAUCGUCCCGUUGGGGGUUCUCUUCUUCUUUUCCGGUCUAGCCGUCAAUCUCUUUCAGGCAGUUUGCUUCGUUCUCAUUCGGCCGCUAUCAAAGAGCACUUACAGAAUCAUCAACAGAGCCGUUGCCGAGUUACUAUGGCUGGAGCUCGUUUGGAUCGUCGAUUGGUGGGCAGGGGUUAAGAUUGAAUUGUACACUGAUAGUGAGACAUUCCGCCAAAUGGGUAACGAACAUGCACUUGUCUUGUGCAACCAUAGAAGUGACAUCGACUGGCUUGUUGGAUGGGUUUUGGCACAGAGGUCGGGAUGCCUUGGCAGUGCCUUAGCUGUUAUGAAGAAGUCACUUAAACUCCUCCCGGUCAUAGGCUGGUCCAUGUGGUUCUCUGAAUACCUAUUUCUGGAGCGAAACUGGGCGAAGGAUGAGAGCACGUUAAAACUUUAUCCUGUUCUGAUUGUUGUGUCAUUCUACCUGCAGUCAGGUAUCCAGCGGCUACGUGACUUUCCUCGGCCCUUUUGGCUGGCUCUUUUUGUUGAAGGAACUCGUUUUACACAGGCAAAGCUCUUAGCUGCACAGGAGUAUGCAGCAUCAGCUGGAUUGCCUGUCCCUAGAAAUGUGUUGAUUCCUCGUACUAAGGGCUUUGUUUCUGCAGUAAGUAAUAUGCGAACAUUCGUGCCAGCCAUUUAUGAUGUGACUGUGGCUAUCCCAAAAAGUUCACCUCAACCAACUAUGAUCAGACUGUUCAAGGGCCAGUCAUCUGUGGUUCAUUGCCAUCUGAAGCGGCACUCCAUGAAGGACCUGCCUGAUACAGACGAUGCUGUUGCACAAUGGUGCAGGGAUUUGUUUGUGGCCAAGGAUGCACUGCUAGACAAGCACGAUGCUGAUGGUACAUUCACAGACCAAGACUUAGUAAAUAUGGGCCGACCUAUCAAGUCUCUUGUGGUUGUCACUUCAUGGGCAUCUUUACUCGUCUUUGGAACCUUGAAGUUCCUUCAAUGGUCCUCCCUUCUAUCCUCCUGGAAGGGUAUUGCCAUAUCUGCAGCUUGUCUGGCCAUCAUCACAGUAUUGAUGCAGGUCUUGAUUCGAUUCUCUCAGUCUGAGCGUUCUACCCCUGCCAGAGUUGCUCGGAAAACGAGGCCCCAGAAUCAAGCGGGAGGAGAGCUUUCAUCGGAUGCUGCUGCAGAACGUAACGGGCACUGAACUCAGCCAAUCUGUUGAGUGCCCCCUGGACUUUACUGUUUUAUGGUUCUAAACUAGGGUAUGUUUCGAGUUUUUCUACUUUGAGAACUGUGAAUCGUUUUGUUGUGGUGCUCUGCUGGUUAGUUAGCAACAUAUACAAUAGAACCUAAAGAAGAGAACACAAAAAAAAAAAAAAAAGGGCUGGGUCGAUGGAUUAUUGGGCAGUGAAAUAGGGCAAAUUGCUGUAGAUUGUAUCUCUGAGAUUUUAAAGUCCAGAAUGUAUGUAUCCGUGCUCAAUUUAGGCAAACAUCAUUCUGCCCUUUUUUAGCCUUAAUUUCCCUUGAGCUGCUGCACUUACAUUUGUAAGCUUUUAAAGCAGAUUCUUGAAUUGGACUGGGUGUAUCACAAGAGCAUCAAUGUAUUCACUUGUGAAUCAAAACAAUUGGGUUACCUGAU
Linum tenue is the source of this 2206-nucleotide messenger RNA. NCBI's taxonomy places the organism in Eukaryota, Viridiplantae, Streptophyta, Magnoliopsida, Malpighiales, Linaceae. The record is from the annotation of a GenBank genome assembly.